Ilex paraguariensis (yerba mate) is the source of this 1752-nucleotide messenger RNA. Lineage: Eukaryota; Viridiplantae; Streptophyta; Magnoliopsida; Aquifoliales; Aquifoliaceae. The record is from the annotation of a GenBank genome assembly.
GAACAGACAUACGAGGGAAAAACAAUGAAGUCUCUGUCCCCUCUUCUUUCUCUUCCUCUUGCGAAACCUCCAAUGGCCUUCUCAACCACCUCUCUUCAAUCCUUACCUUCCAUCUAUGCCGUCACUCAACAACGAAAAACACCCACUCCGAAACGCUCUUCAAUACCCACCAAAACCCUCUCUCCACCCACCACCACCAAUACUACCACCCAUCUCCCUCGAAAGAAGGUUUUGGUUCCGAUUGGAUUUGGUACGGAGGAAAUGGAAGCUGUGAUAUUGGUUGAUGUAUUGCGCCGAGCUGGUGCAGAAGUGACCUUGGCGUCGGUAGAGCCAGAGCUAGAGAUUGAAGCUUCUGGAGGUACCAGACUUGUUGCUGAUACGUCUAUCUCGACUUGUUCCGAUGAUAUUUUUGAUCUAGUUGCUUUGCCGGGAGGAAUGCCUGGCUCAGCACGAUUAAGAGACUCUGAAAUUCUCAAAAAAAUUACAAGUAAACAAGCUGAAGAGAAAAGGCCAUAUGGGGCUAUAUGUGCUGCUCCUGCGGUCGCACUUUUGCCAUGGGGCCUUCUCAAGAGGAAACAGACCACUUGUCACCCUGCGUUUAUAGACAAGCUUCCAACCUUCUGGGCUGUCAAAACAAACAUUCAAGUCUCAGGAGAGCUCACAACAAGCCGUGGCCCUGGUACUUCUUUUGAGUUUGCUACAUCGUUAGUGGGACAGCUCUUUGGGGAAUCUGUUGCCAUGGAGGUUGGAAAACUACUGCUCAUGCAUGGUGUUGAUGAUGAUGCUCCCAGAAAAGAAGAAUUCAAUGCAGUUGAGUGGUCUGUGAAUCAUAUCCCUCUUGUACUUAUUCCAGUUGCAAAUGGUUCUGAAGAGAUUGAAGUGGUUGUAAUUGUAGAUAUUUUGAGGCGAGCAAAAGUGGAUGUUGUUGUUGCUUCAGUUGAAAAAUCCUUACAGAUAUUGGCAUCCGGAGGCACAAGAAUCGUUGCAGACAAGUUAAUUGGUUGUGCUGCCGAGUCAAUAUAUGAUUUGAUCAUCCUUCCGGGAGGAAUUAUCGGGGCCGAGCGGCUGCACAAGUCUAGGGUUCUGAAGAAGUUGCUUAAAGACCAAGAAUCAGCUGGAAGAAUAUACGGAGCAAUUUGCUCUUCAUUGACAAUCCUUUAUAGACAAGGCUUGCUCAAGGAUAAGAGAGCCACUGCUCAUCCCUCAGUUAUAAGCUUUCUCAACAAUGAAGACGUCAAAGGUUCCCGGGUUGUUAUUGACGGUAAACUGAUCACAAGCAGGGGACUUGCCACAGCGAUAGAUUUUGCAUUGGAUAUUGUGAGCAAGCUUUUUGGUUAUGCUAGGGCGAGGAGUGUAGCAGAAGGCCUUGUUUUUGAGUACCCCAGGAGCUAGAGAUACGUAAGGAUUGCAGCUGAGGGGCACUGACUAAAUGUCAAGGAUAUAAGAUCUACUGUGUCUAUCGUUUUCCUCUUCCAGCAUGCCCGAGAUGAUGCAAAGUUUCUCAGCUCAAUGACCCUCGGUGACUGGCAGAGAGCAAGUAUUUUUUCUUCUGAACUCUACAAAUAGCAUUCUUGAUAGAGAUUAAGUUGUGGUCCCAUUUACCAUUAUUGCCAUGCGACAAUUGAUCUAUAUAGAUCACUUUUGCAGUUUCAUGUUGCUUUGCGAACAUUCUGAUGUAUACUAUCGUGAUAAAAAGAAAUAUAUUAACAUAAACAGUUGUGGUUUGCCAAAAUUCUUGCAGUGUUAACAGAG